AUGACCCAAAACUUAUUCACCAUCUUUAAUAUCCCAGUAGUCCUAGGAAUACCCCUAGCAGUACUAAUUAUUAUAUUUCCCUCCAUACUAAUCUUACCCCCUAACAACACUAUCAACAACCGAUUCUCAUCCAUUCAACAAUGACUAGUCCAGCUCACACUAAAACAAAUAAUAAUCACCCAUUCUACUACAGGACGAACCUGAUCUCUAAUACUCCUAACCCUAAUUACCUUUAUUUCCUUAAAUAACCUUCUUGGACUCACACCCUACGCAUUUACACCCACCACUCAACUAUCAAUAAAUAUUGGUAUAGCAAUCCCACUAUGAAUAGCAACCGUACUUAUAGGACUUCGACUUAAAACAAAAACAUCCCUUGCUCACUUUCUGCCCCAAGGAACACCAACUCUACUCAUUCCCAUGCUCAUCAUCAUUGAAACCAUUAGCCUCUUUAUUCAACCAGUAGCACUAGCAGUACGGCUAACAGCAAACAUUACAGCAGGUCACCUACUAAUACACCUAUUAGGGACUGCUUCACUCACCCUUCUAUCUAUUUACCUCUCUUCCUCUCUAGCUACUAUUAUCGUCAUUAUCUUACUAAUUACCCUAGAAUUAGGCGUAGCCCUAAUCCAAGCUUACGUCUUCACACUUCUAGUCAGUCUUUACCUACACAACAAUUCAUAA
Saimiri boliviensis boliviensis (Bolivian squirrel monkey) is the source of this 681-nucleotide messenger RNA. The record is from the annotation of a RefSeq genome assembly. NCBI's taxonomy places the organism in Eukaryota, Metazoa, Chordata, Mammalia, Primates, Cebidae.